Molecule: messenger RNA, 3347 nt
Organism: Juglans microcarpa x Juglans regia
Lineage: Eukaryota; Viridiplantae; Streptophyta; Magnoliopsida; Fagales; Juglandaceae
Product: nucleolar and coiled-body phosphoprotein 1
Exons: 14
Coding region: 352-3006 (884 amino acids)
Biological process (GO): DNA repair; mitotic sister chromatid cohesion
Cellular component (GO): nucleus; chromatin
Source: RefSeq, a predicted model, not a curated record
UUCGAAACCACACACAUCAAAAGUUGCAACCAAUUACAAGAGAAAAAAAAAAAAAAACGAAAUUUUUCUUAUUUUCUAUAAAUGUUUUACAUGGGAUUUUUUUUUUCUUUAAAAAGUAAUACAUAUUUUUCUGCCUUUUUUUUCCCGAAAACUCUAGCCCUCUUCUUCUUUCUGAAAAUAAUAAAAAAACCCUAAAGCUUUUCUCUGAAAAUCGUAGCACCUUCUUUCUAGACACUCUCUGAAAUCCUCGUUAUCUCCUUUUGUUCGUGCGCUCCGUAGAGUUUCUAUGGUGUGAAAUCGACGCGACACUUGUGAGAUUUGAAGGGAUCUAGGGUUACAACUCGAGCGACAAUGGCGUCUUCGGAUACAGAGCUCGAAGAACAGCUUCUGCAAGCCGGGAAUAAGCUCGUCGACCCUCCCUCCUCCGUGGAUGAGCUCCUGCCUCUUCUCGACCAUGUAGAAAAUUGUUUGUUGAGAGUGGAACAGUCCCCUACCAAAUCAAUGCAGAAUGCACUUUCUCCAUCUCUCAAAGCACUGGUUGGUGAUCAACUUUUUAGACAUUCAGAUGUCGAUGUGAAAGUUGCAGUUGCCUCUUGCAUCAGUGAGAUAACAAGGAUAACUGCACCUGAUGCUCCUUAUGAUGAUGACCAAAUGAAGGAGAUCUUUCAGUUGAUUGUAUCUUCAUUUGAGAAUCUAUCUGACAAUUCCAGCCGGUCAUAUACAAAGAGGACCUCAAUUCUUGAAACUGUUGCAAAGGUCAGGUCAUGUGUGGUGAUGUUGGAUCUUGAAUGUGAUGCACUGAUCCUUGAGAUGUUCCAGAAUUUCCUGAAGGCAAUAAGGGAACAUCACCCAGACAAUGUCUUUUCAUCUAUGGAGACGAUUAUGACCCUUGUUUUAGAAGAAAGUGAAGACAUUGCUCCAGAGUUACUCACUCCGAUCUUAGCUAGUGUGAAAAAGGACAAUGAGGAAGUUCUGCCUGUUGCUCGGAAGUUGGCAGAGAGAGUGCUUGAAAGCUGUGCUACAAAGGUUAAGCCUUACCUGAUUCAAGCAGUGAACACUUUGGGAAUAUCUUUUGAUGAUUAUAGUGAAGUUGUUGCUUCGAUAUGUCAAGAGACACCUGGAACUGUUGAGCAGAAUGAAGUCCAUGCUAUUAGCAAGGAUAUGGCUGAUGAGAGCAAUUCAGUGAAGGCAUCUGUGGAUGAGAGAGGCCCAGAGGAUAAAGGGAAAUCAACAGCAGUAGUUUCUUCGGAACAAGUUGAUCCUGCUAUUCAGCAAUCUCCCAAAUCAGUAAUGAGCAAUGGUGUCGCACAAACUGGGGAAGAUGAGACUCUGCAGCUUUUGAACUCUGAAAACAAGCAAGAGCAUAGUCAUCUAUCUGAUCAAUCCAAAAGUAUUAGUACAUCGAGCAAUGCCAGACCUAAUAAUUUGGAAACUGAGAAACUGUCAGAGCCUAAAAGUAACAGCAAGGAUGUGUCUAGUUCACCUCCUGCGGACCCAUCUGUUGAGUCUGCUGGGUCUUUAAAAACUGAAAAAGAGGCUGAUAUUAAGAUAUCCUCACCGAAGGCUUUGGAUAAUGAAUCUGGAAAUGUUGCUGCUCUAUCCCCAAGAGUUAGCCUUCCUGAUGAAAGUCAUUCUAAAAAGGCUGGUGGACGACCAAAAAAAAAAGAGAGCUCAAUUAAGGAGGCUACGCCAUCCUCACAUGAUAUUUUGAAAAAGGUAUCUGAAGGAACAGGCAAUUUGGAGCCAAAAUCAAGUAGACGCUCAGGGAAAAAGGUGCCCAGUGAGAUUUCUAGUGAGAAUAAAACACCAACUGUGGUAGAUGCAUCCAGCAAGGAAAUUAGUGAUCCAGAGGCAAAACCAUUGAGGCAGCCAGCAAAGAAGGUAGAUGGAAGCAUUAAAAUCGAUGGAUCCUCUUCACAGCAGCCAGAAGACAAGAAAAAGCGGGGACGGGGAAAAGCUAUUUCUGAGAAGGAUGAAACAAAAUCUUCUACCAAGGCUGAUGACAAAGAAAUGGUGUCUUCACCGAAGUCAGUCACAAAGUCAACUAAAGACGAUAGUGUCUUGGAGGAAACCCCUAAGACAAAUCCCAAGAGGAAGCGUACUCCAGGAAAAGAAAAAGAAUCAGACUAUGGAGAGAACUUGGUUGGCUCAAAGAUUAAGGUUUGGUGGCCAGAUGACCAGGCGUUUUAUGAAGGUGUUAUUGAUUCUUUUGAUCCUAAGGAAAAGAAGCAUAAGGUCUUAUAUACGGACGGCGAUGAAGAAGUUUUAUAUCUUAAGAAGGAAAAGUGGGAAUUUGUUGGAGGCUGUGUGUCGGAUGGGGAACAAGCAGCUGAUCAGCGAAGUCCUGAUGCUUCCUCUGACAUGCCCCUGAAGAAGAAAGCAAAAAUAAUUUCUGACGACCGAACUAAGCAAGGAAAGAUGGAUGCUUUACCCAAAAAGGGUGGAGGUGCUUCCUCCAGCAAAUCCAAAGGUACGUCUUCAAAAUCUGGUCGUAAAUCCCGUGAAGGCAGUAAAGUUGAUGGCAAGUCCAAAGAUGUCUUCACCAAGACUGCGAGCAAAUCAGAGGAUGUCAGUAGUGGUGAAUUUAAGGAUCAUAUGCCUAGAGCUGGCAGUAGUAAAUCAGUUGAUGCUGCUCCUAAAUCGGCAGGGAAGUCCAAGAAAAAUAAUCCCGUCACACUCAAGACUGGAAAACUCAAGGAUGAUAAUACCAGCACACCCAGAACUUCCACCAAGUCCAAGCAAGGCACUGCAAAGACUGGAAAGUCCAAGCAGGACAUGCCCAAGAGUGCUUCUGUUUCCAAGGGCAAGAACCCCAAAAGUAGUGGUAAGUCUAGUGCCAAUGGUUCUGGCAAGGUGAAAUAUGGCGGUUCAUCAACUACGAAAGAGAGAGAGAAUAUGAAGGAUAACUCAACCGAUUCUGCAAAGGGGAAGUCGCCAACAUCACCAAAAGCACAGGGAAGUGACUCCAAGACUGGGAAGAAGCGGCGGAGGGGAAUGGCAAGUUAAUAGUUUACCGACCAAUUGCUCCCAAGCUGUUUCUUCUUAUCUCCUCAGAGAAUACUUCAAAUCUUUCCUACCUCCAUCUGCUGUAGCAACUUUGAUAUGUGGGCGCUGCAGUUGACGGUAAACUAUCAAUUAGUUAUUCUUCAUCAUCUUUGACACAAUUCCCAGAUUGUGACUAGCUUGUAAUCCACAGGUACCGUAGUUUGUAGUUGUUUUAGGGUUUAGUUAGUUUUGCUCUACAUUCUUGUUUUAGAUGGAAUUUGUGUUAUUUGAGAGAGCAGUAGAAAAUAUUGGUUAGCUCUGUUUAAGAAUGCUCUUUAUAAGGCAGUGUUAUGGGUUCAAAA